Molecule: messenger RNA, 3227 nt
Organism: Capra hircus (goat)
Lineage: Eukaryota; Metazoa; Chordata; Mammalia; Artiodactyla; Bovidae
Gene: ADGRF4
Product: adhesion G protein-coupled receptor F4
Exons: 11
Coding region: 315-2387 (690 amino acids)
Biological process (GO): cell surface receptor signaling pathway; G protein-coupled receptor signaling pathway
Cellular component (GO): membrane
Molecular function (GO): G protein-coupled receptor activity
Source: RefSeq, a predicted model, not a curated record
UACAGUUCUCACAUCGGCUUCUCACAGAGGCUAGUGAGCAUCAGGGCCUCCUCGGCCUCCUUCCAAACAUGGAGAAGAUAGAUCACAGCCGCUGACAUCGUGGGGGGAGCCAGGGUGGACACAGUGAUGGUGGGGCGCCCUUGGGGGGAGUCCAGCACCGACCCCCUGCUGGGCUGCGGGAUUUCCUGGAUGCCGGGUCUUAAGCUUUCUCCACUGCUCUGCAGAGCACUCUGGUUUUGGCCUCAGCCAACAUCUGAAUUCUGAUAGGAGGGAUUCCAUCUAACUCUUUCUGGUGAAGAUCCUCAUGUGUGAAAAUGAAGUCCCAGGCAACCACGAUUUGCUGUUUAAUAUUAUUUCUGGCCACAGAAUAUUCUCAUAGUAGAUUCCAUAUCCGCACAAAAGAUGGAGAUAAACUUCAGAGUCCUGAAAGAAAACCCAAGACUGGAAGAAUUCAAGAAAAAUGCCACGGACCUUGCAGCGCUUCUAACUGCAGCCAGCCCUGUGCUCAGCACUUUCAUGGAGAAAUAGGAUUUAUCUGUAAUGGAAACAAGUGGCAGAAAUCAACUGAAACAUGUACAAGCCUUUCUGUGGAAACACUCUUUAUGGACUCAAACAGUGCAUCACGCCUCUCUGUGGCAGCACCGUCUAUAACUCUGCACAUUCUUGACUACCGAACCCCAGAGCCCAUCAGGAGUGUAGCUCAAGGCAUCCAAAAGAAUUGCCCACUGGAUUACGCCUGCAUAAUUAAUGCUGUGAAAUCAUCAGAAGCAACGUCCGGAAAUAUUGCAUUUAUAGUGGAGUUACUAAAAAAUAUUUCUACAGAUUUGUCUGAUAAUGUCACCCGAGAGAAAAUGAAGAGCUACAGCAAAGUGGCCAACCACAUCCUCAACCCCGCGGUCAUUCCAAACUGGGCUUUCAUUCCAGACAAAAAUGUCAGCUCCGAUUUGUUGCAGUCAGUGAACUGGUUUGCGAGGCAACUCCACAUCCAAAAUGAACCUGAGCACAUUGUGGAUGAACUCUUCAUUCAGACAAAAGGGUUCCCCAUCAACAACAAGACUUCAGAGAGAAGUCUCAGUUUCUCCAUGAACUUGAACAACACAGUGGAGGGCAUCCUAGGAAUCAUAGAAAUUCCCAGGCAAGAGCUGUGGAAGCUGCCCCCAAAUGCAUCCCAAGCUGUUGGCAUAGCUUUUCCCACCCUGGGGGCAGUCCUGAAAGAAGCCCACUUGGAAAAUGCCCAUCUUCCCAGGCUGGUAAAUGGACUGGUCCUUUCAGUGAUUUUACCAGAAAAAUUGGAGCAAAUCUUAUUCACCUUUGAGAAGAUCAACAAAUCACAGAAUGCCAGGGCCCAGUGUGUUGGCUGGCACUCCAGGAAAAGGAGGUGGGAUGAGAAUGUCUGUGAAACAACACUGGACACCAAGAACAGAGUGAAAUGCCGGUGUAACUACACCAACGUGAUGAUGUCUUUUUCCAUCCUCAUGUCCCCCAUAUCUGUGGACAACAAAGUCCUGGACUACAUCACCUGCAUUGGGCUCAGCGUCUCCAUCCUCAGCUUGAUUCUUUGCCUGAUGAUUGAAGCCACCGUCUGGUCCCGGGUGGUCAUGACGGACAUAUCAUAUAUGCGACAUGUAUGCAUUGUGAAUAUAGCUGUGUCGCUCUUGACUGCCAAUGUGUGGUUCAUCUUAGGCUCCAACUUUAACAAAAAGGCCCAGGACUACAACUGGUGUGUUGCAGUGACAUUUUUUAGCCACUUUUUCUACCUCUGUCUGUUUUUCUGGAUGCUCUUCAAAGCCCUGCUCAUCAUCUAUGGACUGCUGGUGGUUUUCCGGAGGAUGAUGAGGUCCCGCAUGAUGGCCAUUGGCUUUGCCGUUGGCUAUGGGUGCCCGUUAGUCAUUGCUGCCACCACUGUGGCUAUUACAGUGCCAGGGAAAGGCUACAUGAGACGUGGUGCCUGUUGGCUUAACUGGGAUGACACCAAAGCCCUUCUAGCCUUUGCCAUCCCAGCCUUGGUCAUUGUGGCUGUGAAUCUUGUUGUGGUUUUGAUUGUGGCUGUCAACACUCAGAGGCCCUCUAUUGGCAGUUCCAAGUCUCAAGAUGUGGCCAUAAUCCUGAGGAUCAGCAAAAAUGUCGCCAUACUCACCCCACUGUUGGGACUGACCUGGGGUUUUGGAAUAGCUACGCUCAUAGAAGGCACUUCCUUGAUAUUCCACAUAAUCUUUGCCCUGCUCAAUGCUUUCCAGGGGUUCUUCAUCUUGCUGUUUGGAACCAUUAUGGACCACAAGAUACGAGAUGCUUUGAGGAUGAGGAUGUCUUCACUGAAGGGGCAGUCGAGGGUAGCAGAGAAUGCAUCGUUAGGCCCCACCUAUGGAUCUAAAUUAAUGAAUCGUUGAGGAGAAGACGUUGCUCCAUGCUUCAUGGAAGUCCUGGGUCCUGGCUGGAGAGUUGAACUCCUGCAGGAGGCUGGAAGGCAGGCUGGAAUGUAAAGGACAGUCAUGUUUCUUUGGAAGACUUUCUCUUCUUGCCAGAAAUGACGCCUAAACUCUCAGUAAGAAGGUUUGCCGAGGAAGAAUUGAGGAGAGCAUUUGGUGACUGGGCUUUAAGGACGUGGAUUUAUGAGCUCUUUCAUCUACCCAUGACCUGCAAAAGCCUAGCUUGUUGGUCAGCAUUGGCAAGAUUAAGACUUAAUCCCCUUUCACCCCCAAGGACUUGCUCUGCGGUUCCUUGGCUCAACCUCCCAUGUCUCUGCAUGGAUCCUGGCACUUUGGGAGGUCCGGAUCUGGAUCCAGGUUUAGGGCAGGUUGGGAUAGGCAUGGGGGCGGGGGGAAUGGGGUGGCAGGAAACAUACUUUAUUUACUUUGGAGACAGUUAAAGCAUGCCAGGUUUCCUAAAGAUAGGGAACAACAAUAAUAAUAAUAAAAAAGAGGACUUUGGGGGGAGUUGCAUUGUGCAGGUUGUGGGAUCUUAGUUCCCUGACCAGGAUUCGAACCUGGGCCCUCAGCAGUGAAACUGUGGAAUCCUAACCACAGGACCACCAGGCAAUUCUCAAGACGACUUUUCAAUGUGCUUGCUAUUUUGCUCUGUUUUAGACCUUGAGUAAAAUAAUUUUGCCCCUGGGAACUUACUUUCUUCAUUUGUGAAGCAGAGAAAAAAAUUUUUGUGGUUAUUAUUAUUUGUGUGUGCAUGUGCGUGUGUGUGUCUGUUUAAACCACUGUAUAUAUGUAAAACGAUUU